AUGGCAUCAUUUGUGACAGUGCGAGGCAAAGCUAUCUCGUUAGAGUCGCAAUGCGACUCAUUGCUGUCGAGGUACUCCUCAUAUGCGCAGUCGACAAGCAGUGAAGCAGACAGCAAAGAGCGCGGGCUGGCGGAGAAGCUCGAGAGCGUACUGAAGGAGCGGCAAGGGGUUAUAGAGGAGCUGCAGCGGAUCUGCGACGAUACCACGAGCAUCGGGUCAUCCAAGCUAUCGCAAUUGCAGCGGCACCGCGAAGUGCUACAGCAACACUGGCAGACGUUCCAGUCCAUCCGGUCGUCCAUCCAGCAGGAGCGGAGCAGACUGAAUCUGCUGUUCAGUGUCAAGCGCACGCUGGAGCAGAGCGAGCUGGAGGAGCAACCACAGGAGGAGCAGUACGCCGCAGCAGAGACGCGGCGGAUCGAGGAGUCGCAUAACGUGCUGGACCGGCUGAUCUCGCAGGCGUUCGAGACACGCGACCGGUUUGCGGAACAGCGGUUCUCGCUGCAGCGGGCCAACGACCGCGUGUACCAGACCCUGCAGCGUAUCCCGGGCAUCAACCACGUGCUCAGCCAGAUCACGAUCCGACGUCGCAAAAACGCUAUGAUACUGGCACUGACCAUGACGAUAUGCAUCGUGUUGCUAUACUGGAAUAUGGUAGGCUAA
Eremothecium gossypii ATCC 10895 is the source of this 660-nucleotide messenger RNA. RefSeq names its product Gos1p (gene GOS1). Bases 1 to 660 code for a protein of 219 amino acids. The record is from RefSeq and is marked provisional. Gene Ontology annotation, biological process: vesicle fusion; endoplasmic reticulum to Golgi vesicle-mediated transport. The transcript has a single exon. Gene Ontology annotation, molecular function: SNAP receptor activity. NCBI's taxonomy places the organism in Eukaryota, Fungi, Ascomycota, Saccharomycetes, Saccharomycetales, Saccharomycetaceae. Gene Ontology annotation, cellular component: cis-Golgi network; SNARE complex; Golgi membrane.